Molecule: messenger RNA, 1206 nt
Organism: Naumovozyma castellii
Lineage: Eukaryota; Fungi; Ascomycota; Saccharomycetes; Saccharomycetales; Saccharomycetaceae
Gene: SHE3
Product: She3p
Exons: 1
Coding region: 1-1206 (401 amino acids)
Source: RefSeq, a predicted model, not a curated record
AUGGCAGAAAGAGACACAACUAUGGGGCCACCUGGGUCUCCGUCCAAGCUGGCCUCCCAGCACGCUCUCUUCAUGACCAAUCUGGACCAAUCGCCGGCUCGCAACAACAGUGCUGUAUUUGAAAGAAGCACGUCGCCGUCACGUUUGAAUGGUGGUGCUAGUGGGAUGGUGAUUGAUUCGUUGGGGGAGCAAGUGGAGACUUUGUCAAAGACUAAUAUGCAGCUAUCUUUGCAGUCUAAAAACUUGCUCACCAAGUUGGAGGAUGCUAAUGAGAGGGAGAUCACGAUGAUAGAUGCGGUGACCAAGCUGAAAGAGUUGAAUGCAAAGGGGGAUAUUGAGUUGGCGGAGAAGAGUGAGACGUUGAAGAUGGAGGAGGGUAGACUGCGUGAUUUGAAGUUGAAAUUACAGAUGGAAGUGGAGAGGAAGGGUAAAUUGAAUAGUAGUAUGAGAAAUGUGGAUAUGGAGGAAUUGAAAUUGGAUCAGAAUUUGGCAAUGCAGCGUGCUCAGUGUGACGCUCUGAGGCAAUCGCAGAUUCUGUAUAAGGAGCAUUACUCCCGUGAGAUUUUGCAAUUGAAGGAAAUUGUAGAGGAAUUAUCGAUGGAACAAGAGAGUGAUCUAUCGCUGGAGGGAAUAGAUGAGGAAUUGGUCGAUACAAUGGAGACACGUUUUGCUAAGCUGUUACAAUUGACAAGUGAGUAUAAUGAGUCAUUGAAGGAAGGUUCGGAGGGAAUGAUCUCAGAACUGAAUUUGGAAUCAUGGGUUAAAUUAUACGAUGAAUGCAAGAAACGAUUAGCGGGUUACAAAGUCAGGAUACAAGAAUAUGAAGCUAAUAACAAGAAUAAGAAUAAGAAUAAGAGUAAGGACAAUAUUGAAACGGAGAAGGACCUUGUUCGAAGUGAGACAUUGCAAAGACUGGAAGCUGGAAAGUUGGUGGAUAAUAUUCAGGCUAAGAUGACCAAAUUGAGGAAGCCCUCCACACAUAACAACGGCAGUAACAGCAAUUCCACAGACAAGAGGAGGAGCUUCUACGGUAUAUCGGGGAUCCUUCCCAAGGAUGCCUCUGUAUCGCCCAAACUUACCUCCAGUGCGACGAUGCUGCCUGGUGUGAAAAGAACCUCAUCGACGAGGAAGCCCAGUGCCCAUGUCAACCAGCACCCAUACUCGCAUAUCACCGGGGUGAACCACCAGUCGCGGACCAGGGAGUAG